Messenger RNA from Cynoglossus semilaevis (tongue sole), 2637 nucleotides. RefSeq names its product hyaluronan and proteoglycan link protein 3 (gene hapln3). NCBI's taxonomy places the organism in Eukaryota, Metazoa, Chordata, Actinopteri, Pleuronectiformes, Cynoglossidae. Gene Ontology annotation, biological process: central nervous system development; cell adhesion; glial cell differentiation. Gene Ontology annotation, molecular function: hyaluronic acid binding. Bases 1275 to 2423 code for a protein of 382 amino acids. Gene Ontology annotation, cellular component: synapse; perineuronal net. The record is from RefSeq and is a predicted model, not a curated record. The transcript has 5 exons.
CAUAAACCCUGGGACCCAAACUCAAAUUCUGUCUGGAUCCUGUUAUUUAAGCAGCACUUUGACUUUUACUAAUGCUGGUUAAAAACCCCUAUAUUUUAGGCUUUGUGAUAUAAAUGACACUUUGUAAUUGUUUCUUUAAGGACUGUACAAAAACUGUGCAAGCUCCACUUUGCACAGUGCUUUUUAUUUCUUUAUCUAUUCUGGUGAUUGGGAAAUGACAGUAGAAAUGACAGUAGGCAGAGAUUUUUCCUUGUGGGGGUCAAAAAAAAAAAAAAAUCCCAUCGAAGCAAACACCCCCUGCAUUGAGUUUUCCAGGGCAAACUUCCUAGAAUUUCCCCUGUUGUCAGGAAUAAUCUGUAAAUAAUCACAGAUUCUUCUCAGUGUUGCUGGUUUGAGGCACACUUUUACACAGAGUAGCUUUACUUCUAGUACAAGAACGGUUGUUAAACCUUCUAAAAAAUGCAGUAAUAUAUAGCAUUAGUAUAUGUGGUAAAUAUGCUUAAAACUCUAUUUACAAGGAGAAGUUACACGUCAGCCUGAUAUAGUUGUUAAAUAUGAAUUAAUUCAGACAUUAUUUGGCAUAUUUGGUACAAGUGUCCACUGUCUUUCAUUCCAUUUCAGAUGAGCUUUGCCUCCAAGGACUUCGAGGCACAAAACUGAUGUUAGUGUUUCUCUAUAAAUGGUCAGUCGUCAUUAAGUCAAUAAUAGUAGCAUGGUGGUUUUUAAGACAAUACCACCUUAGAGUUCAAAGGUCAUGUACAUUAAGCAGUGGGGUCAACAUAAAGAAUUCCUGAAAUCUUUUUAUUAUUAAAAUAACUGAGGAUAGGGACUUUUUGUUUUUUAACACACCGGUCUGCUAGACAGAAACCUGACCUAUGAAGUUUUUAGUGUUUUAAUGCUUUUGUUCCAACUUUUCAGUUGCAGAAAUCGAUUUUGAAAUGCAUUUUCCUUUGUCCCUGGACACUUUUGUUUGUUGUAGUGCAUUUAUACACACACGUUCACGCAGUGUUUUGCUGGUUUGUAGUCCAUAAAUUAAUAAUCCGUUAAUACUAAACAUUGCCACAACUGGUCUUUCUCAACUGUGUGCAGCAUGCGCGGCCGUGACGUCACAGUGGGUUCUCCUCCGGUCACCUCAGCGGGAAGCCUCCAUUCGUGACGUCGCCGCCGCUCGCCCGCUAUCGCCGUACGCUCCAGUAGGGAAGAGACAGCGGAGGAUGAAGACACGGAGUGAGGACACGCUGCGUGGACACGAUCGUCUCAUCUAGGACAACGUCAUGCUCAGUCUACUGCGCCCCCUACUGGUGAUUUCCUGCUGGUGCCUGCUGCUGCCCAGCUGUCAGAGCAGGAUCAGCAGGUACAACAAUGGUUUCCACUACCAGGAUAUCAGCAACGGCAACGGCAAUGGAGAGAUCUAUUUCAAUGGGAUUCGCCUCCAUGUGGAAUCCCCGCAGCAUUCAGUGUCUGCCACAAGAGGGAGCAGUGUGACCCUGCCUUGUCACUACCACUAUGAACCUGAGAUUGACAAACCACGCAAGACUAGGAUCAAAUGGUCCUGGGUACCGGCCAACACCGUUGCUGCACUUCCUUCCCCUGACGUCCUGGCCAGGGAAACAGAGGUCAUGGUGGCAAUGGGCAACCGUCAACGCAGCUAUGGCAACUUCAGGGGCCGUGUUCGUCUGAGACGUUCAGUACCAGGAGACCUGUCUCUGGUGAUCAAUGAGCUGCAGCUCAAUGACACGGGGAGGUAUCGGUGUGAGGUGAUUGAUGGCCUGGAGGAUGAGAGUGUGGUUGUGGAGCUGGAGCUGAGAGGCGUGGUGUUUCCCUACCACUCUCAGAAAGGUCGUUACCACUUCAACUUCUUUGGGGCCCAACAAGCGUGCCAGGACCAGGACGCCACCCUGGCCACGUUCGAGCAGCUCUUCUCAGCAUGGGAGGAGGGACUGGACUGGUGUAAUGCAGGCUGGUUAGCAGAUGGUACGGUGCAGUAUCCGAUCACAGUUCCUCGGGAGGGCUGCGGGGGCAUAGAACUGGCCCCCGGUCUGCGUAGCUAUGGUCAGCGCCAUAGGUUCCUCCACACCUACGAUGCUUUCUGCUUCUCGGCCUCGAUCAAAGGGAGCGUGUACUUCUUGAAGCAUCCGACCAAGCUCAACUUCACAGAGGCCGCCCAGGCCUGUGUCUCUGAUGGAGGUCAGAUCGCCAGAGUGGGUCAGCUGUAUGCUGCCUGGAGGCUGCUGGGCUUUGACCGCUGUGAUGCCGGUUGGUUGGCUGAUGGUAGUGUCCGUUAUCCUAUCACAAAACCCCGGGCCAACUGCGGUCCAAUGGAACCAGGAGUGCGUAGUUUCGGGUUCCCCCCUCUGUCUCUGAAGUCUGGUGUCUACUGCUAUCGGCAGAUCGAUAGAAACAACACAGGAAAAACCAUCUGAACACACACUGUGUUAAAGCUGAAAUACCUGAGGCCAGGUUGGUAAUUGUUCAAACGUAGACUGUAGAGAAGAACUGGACGAAGCAGCUCUAUUCCAAAUAUGGAGCAGUAGGUAGAAAGGAACUCUAGUAGGGAACCACUAGGGGGCGACACCACAAAAGAUCUUCAUUUGAUUCACAGCUAAUAAGACAGUCCGUCCACUUGUCAAAAAAAAU